Closterium sp. Naga37s-1 is the source of this 3885-nucleotide messenger RNA. NCBI's taxonomy places the organism in Eukaryota, Viridiplantae, Streptophyta, Zygnematophyceae, Desmidiales, Closteriaceae. The record is from the annotation of a GenBank genome assembly.
AUGGGAAGUCCAGACGGCAUACGCUGGGAAAUGGGGAGGGACGUGAGAACGUGUCGUUUCCACGUCCCGCGAUUCAGUCUGUUGCUGGCGGCCGUGUUUCUUCUGUCGCUAGUAGCCCUGCAGCAGCAGACCGCGUUUGCUCAAGCCGUCAACGGAACCGACUGGAAGACGCUGCUGCGCAUCCGCAACGAGCUCAACUUCACCAACCCCGCGCGCAGCCCCAAGGCGUACUGGAAGAGCGCCAAGAGCUGCGACGAGCUCUUUGGGGUUAUCUGCGACGACCUUGGAUACGUUGUUGCGCUCACGCUGUAUGGGGUCAACGGCUCUCUCCCCAACGCCAUUGGCGAACUGCCCUCCCUCGCCUUCCUGUCUGCAGGCAACAAUGUCACUUCCAUCCCUUCCACCCUCUCCCUUCUCAACGCCACACUCACCUCCCUCCAUCUGAGCAACAACCAGAUCUCAGGGACUUUCCCCAAGGGGAUUACGUUGCUGACAGCACUGCAGCAACUCAACAUGGCUCAAAACAGGCUCACCGGCAGCUUACCUGUUGGCAUCUCCCGGUUAUCCUCUCUCACCUUCAUCCGGAUGGACGGAAAUCGGCUGGAUGGGCCAAUCCCGUCACAAAUAUCGACUAUGUCCGCCCUCUCCUACCUCUCAUUGCGAGGCAACCAGCUUACAGGGUCCAUCCCAGCCUCCAUCUCUCGCGUGCAAGCUCUGCAGCUAAUUGACCUCCGCAACAACUCCCUCACUGGCUCAAUCCCAUCUGAGAUCGGCUCCCUCUCAAAACUCAUCUGGCUGUACCUGAGCAACAAUAAGAUCUCGGGCUCUCUGCCAUCCACUAUGGGAAAACUCUCUCGACUCAGAUAUUUUUUCGCAAACGCCAACUCUCUCUCAGGGUCCAUCCCAGCCACCGUAUCCAGCCUCCUCUCCCUCAGCUACCUCUCCGCCAGUGGCAACCAGCUCUCAGGCUCCCUUCCUGCUAACAUCACUGCCUUGUCUAAACUCGGCUUCCUGCAGCUCGAUCAUAACGCCCUCUCAGGCUCCCUGCCAGAGAACAUGACUUCUCUCACCAACAUGGUGUUCCUGGACCUCUCUUACAAUGCUCUCGCAGGCACGCUGCCUUCCUUCUGUGGCAGUGCCAUGGCCAAUCUUCACACCGUCGAUCUAUCAGACAAUGCAUUGGUGGGAUCGCUGCCCUCUGCCCUGGCCAACUGCUCCACCCUCAUCAACCUCGAUUUAAGCAACAACGCACUGAGUGGCCGGAUAGACACCAUACUCUCCAACCUCUCCUCCCUCUCCUCGCUUAACCUAUCUCGCAACUACUUCAGUGGUGGGCUUCCCUUGCUCCCCUCCACAGAGCAGAUCUCAACCGUUGAUCUCACCCACAACUUCUUCUACGGCCCGGGCCACAUAACAGACAGCCAAGGCCGCCCGCUCUGCCAGUCCGCCGACCGGACGCUCGCCCUGGGCGGCAACUGCGUCGUUUUCGACGCGACGCUCGCCCCGCUUUGCUCGUCUGAAGUGCAGAAAGAAGCCACUGCCUGCAAGAUGUUCUGUUCCACUAAUAUGACCUCUUCGGGAAGGUUUCAGGAGAAUGCGCAGUGUGGCGGGCUGGGUACAUGCGAGGCUGUGGUUGCAAGUGCUGGGGCUGGUGGGGUGGUUGGUGGCGCUAGUGGUGGGCUUGGCGGAGGUAGUUUGAGCAGCAACAGCAACAGCACCACCACCAGCAGCAGCAGCAGCAGCAAGAAGGGUGGUAAAGCUGAUAGUAGCACGGCCGCCAGCAAGAGUGCCAGCAAGGGUGGCAGUAAGAGUGGGAAGCAGAGCAGCACACCAGCAGCAGCGUCAAAAGCAGCGGCAGUGGAUACUGGGAGAGUGACCUUUGCAUGCAACUGCCCGGCCGAUAUUGCCUUGCCAACCCCAGACGGCAUGUCCUGUGCUAUUAUCGCCAAGCCUCCCCCACCACCGCCUCCCCCAAGCCCACCUCCUCGACCCCCCCCUCGCCCCCCUCGCCCUCCCCCUAAUCCUCCCCCUCAGCCUCCCCCCAGCCCUCCCCUAAGUCCUCCCCCUCAACCUCCUCCCAGCCCUCCCCCUAGCCCACCUCCCCCCAACCCUCCCCCGAACCCUCCCCCUCAACCUCCCCCAAGCCCUCCCCCAAGUCCCCCUCCUAACCCCCCUCCCCCCAGCCCUCCUCCACCUAACCCUCCCCCAAAUCCACCCCCUCAACCGCCCCCCAGCCCUCCUCCUAGCCCUCCCCCAAGUCCCCCCCCUAGCCCCCCUCCCCCUAGCCCACCACCGCCCAACCCUCCCCCUAGUCCUCCCCCUCAACCUCCCCCCAGCCCUCCCCCAAGCCCCCCACCUAACCCUCCUCCCCCUAGCCCACCUCCCCCCAGCCCUCCCCCUCAACCUCCCCCCAGCCCUCCCCCUAAUCCUCCCCCUCAACCUCCCCCCAGCCCACCCCCAAGCCCGCCACCUAAUCCCCCUCCCCCUAGUCCACCUCCCCCCAGCCCUCCACCUAAUCCCCCUCCCCCUAGCCCACCUCCUCCCAGCCCUCCCCCUAGCCCUCCCCCUCAACCUCCCCCCAGCCCUCCCCCAAGCCCCCCACCUAACCCCCCUCCCCCUAGCCCACCUCCCCCCAGCCCUCCCCCCAGCCCUCCACCUAAACCCCCUCCCCCUAGCCCACCUCCCCCCAACCCUCCCCCCAGCCCUCCACCUAACCCCCCUCCCCCUAGCCCACCUCCUCCCAGCCCUCCCCCUAGCCCUCCCCCUAAACCUCCCCCCAGCCCUCCCCCUAAUCCUCCCCCUCAACCUCCCCCCAGCCCACCCCCAAGCCCCCCACCUAAUCCCCCUCCCCCUAGCCCACCUCCCCCUAGCCCUCCCCCAAAUCCCCCCCCUCAACCUCCCCCAAGCCCACCCCCGAGCCCCCCACCUACCCCCCCUCCCCCUAGCCCACCUCCCCCUAACCCUCCCCCAAAUCCCCCCCCUCAACCUCCCCCCAGCCCACCCCCGAGCCCCCCACCUACCCCCCCUCCCCCUAGCCCACCUCCCCCUAACCCUCCCCCAAAUCCCCCCCCUCAACCUCCCCCCAGCCCACCCCCGAGCCCCCCACCUACCCCCCCUCCCCCUAGCCCACCUCCCCCUAACCCUCCCCCAAAUCCCCCCCCUCAACCUCCCCCUAGCCCACCCCCGAGCCCCCCACCUACCCCCCCUCCCCCUAGCCCACCUCCCCCUAACCCUCCCCCAAAUCCCCCCCCUCAACCUCCCCCCAGCCCACCCCCGAGCCCCCCACCUACCCCCCCUCCCCCUAGCCCACCUCCCCCUAACCCUCCCCCAAAUCCCCCCCCUCAACCUCCCCCCAGCCCUCCCCCAAGCCCCCCUCCUCAUCCCCCUCCCCCUAGCCCACCUCCCCCCAGCCCUCCCCCUCAUCCUCCCCCUCAACCUCCUCCCAGCCCCCCACCUAGUCCUCCCCCUAAACCGCCCCCUAGCCCUCCCCCUAACCCUCCCCCUCAACCUCCUCCCAGCCCUCCCCCAAACCCCCCACCCAAUCCUCCUCCCCCUAGCCCACCUCCCCCAAGCCCACCUCCUAGCCCCCCUCCCACUUCAACCCUGCAGGUUCAAUCAACCACCCCUACUGCUCCACCCCCCUCACCGCCACCAUUGUCGCCCUCUCCUCCUCCCUCCUCCCCGCCUCCCCCGAGCCCGCCUCCCCCCUCGCCUUCCCCUCCUCCUCCCCCUUCCCCCUCGCCUCCCCCUCCUCGUCCCCCUUCACCUCCCCCUCCCCCCAGUCCACCACCGCCCCCACCCCCGCCGAAUUUGUGCAUGUGGAAUGGAAACAAAUGGAUCUGCCCGCCGGGUCAGGGUGCCCCUAGUUGGUCACCUGUAGUGUAG